Cannabis sativa is the source of this 1860-nucleotide messenger RNA. Its product is annotated as heparanase-like protein 3. The transcript has 9 exons. NCBI's taxonomy places the organism in Eukaryota, Viridiplantae, Streptophyta, Magnoliopsida, Rosales, Cannabaceae. Gene Ontology annotation, molecular function: beta-glucuronidase activity. Gene Ontology annotation, cellular component: plant-type cell wall; membrane. The coding region runs from base 164 to 1825 and encodes 553 amino acids. The record is from RefSeq and is a predicted model, not a curated record.
AACAUAUUAUAUAGCUACACCUACAGUACUAGUCUUCCCACCCCUGUCCCCACGCAGACACACACACACAUAUAUAUAUAUAUACAUAUACACAUAAUUAAUCUUGAUCACUAAUCCACAAUAAUAUUCAACUCAACUGGGGCUGCAAUUGCAAUUAGUUUGCAUGAAAGGCAUCAGUAGAGAUCCUCACCAAAAGAGAGAUAGUAGUAGUAGUAGUAGUAACAGGUACAAGUGUAAAGGUUGUUGUGUUUGUGUGAUUUUGUUAAUAAUACUAGUCAUCAUCUUGUUUGGGGUUGGGAUAUACUCCUACUGUGAUGAGAUCAGUACUGAGAAUGGUACUGUUUAUAUCAAUGGAAGUUCUGCCAUUGGAAGAAUAGAUGAUGACUUUGUGUGCGUAACUCUUGACUGGUGGCCUCCUCACAAAUGCGACUAUGGGACUUGUAGCUGGGGAAAUGCUUCUCUUCUUAAUCUAGACCUCACCAAUCCCAUUCUUCAAAGUGCUCUACAAGCACUUUCACCCUUGAAGAUUAGGCUAGGGGGCACUUUACAAGACAAAGUCAUAUACCAGAACGAGAGUGAAAAAACUAAAGCAGCCCAAUCUUGUACUCACUUUGAUUUUGUUAAAAAUGGCUCUGAAUUAUUUAGCUUCUCUCAUGGUUGCUUAUCUAUGUCUCGGUGGGAUCAACUCAACCUUUUCUUCCAAAAAACUGGGGCUGUUAUUAUUUUUGGUCUAAAUGCCCUAAGUGGCAAGAUAAUAGAUUCACAUGGCUUAGCAACAGGAGCUUGGGAUUCCACCAAUGCUGAAUCUCUCAUACGGUAUACAGUUAACAAAGGUUACCAAAUUCAUGGUUGGGAACUUGGAAAUGAAGUGAGUGGAAAUGGAAUUGGUGCAAGAAUCACAGCAGAGCAAUAUGCAUCAGAUAUUAACCAUCUUCAAAACAUAGUUAAGAAAAUUUAUAAUGGUUCUAAAGUAAUAAAGCCUUUGGUUCUUGCACCAGGAGGGUUCUUUGAUCCCAUUUGGUUCAAAAAGUUUAUUGACAAAGCUUCUAAAUCUCUUCAAGUAGUCACUCAUCACGUUUAUAACCUUGGUCCAGGCAGUGAUGAACAUCUUAUUGACAAGAUCCUACAUCCGUCUUUUCUAAACGGUGAAUCGAAUACUUUGAGUAGCCUUCAAAACAUUCUUAAGCAUUCAGGGACUUCAGCAGUUGCUUGGGUUGGGGAAGCAGGAGGAGCUUACAACAGUGGCCGCAAUCUUGUUACCAAUGCUUUUGUUUUCAGUUUCUGGUACUUGGACCAGCUUGGUAUGGCAGCAUCUUAUGAUACCAAAACAUAUUGCAGACAAACAUUAGUUGGUGGAAAUUAUGGUCUUCUCAAUACAAAUACUUUUGUCCCAAAUCCAGAUUAUUACAGCUACUACAGUGCUCUUCUUUGGCACCGAUUGAUGGGAAACAAUGUCCUGUCCACAAGCUUUUCUGGGCAAGCCAAAUUGCGCACUUAUGCUCACUGUUCCAAGAAAAGUAAAGGAAUAACAUUGCUCUUAAUCAAUCUAGAGAAGAGCACUGCGGUUCAAGUACUUGUUUCAACAACAGCUUCAACAUCCAAUACUUCGUCUCAUAUUGAAAGAGAAGAGUAUCACUUAAUGGCUGGAAAUGGAGAUUUACAUAGCCAAACGGUACUUCUAAAUGGAAAAGUACUAACUAUAGAUUCAUCUGGAGUAAUCCCAAGCCUGGAACCAGUAUUUAAAAGGGUAUCAGAUCCAAUAACUGUCUCCCCUUACUCUCUUGUAUUUGUUGUCAUUCCAAACAUUAAUGUGUUAGCCUGCUAGUACUUAAUAUGAAACUUUGCUUUAUUUUUGCAAAA